UACGGUUUUGAAAAGUCUAGCAGGAGAGUGGAAAAGCAACAUGAGUAUAUCCUAGCUAGCUCCAUUUACUUUCAUCAGUGGAAGUCGUCGCCUGCGAAGUGAAACCCCUCACUCUCUCCGAUCUUCUUCUUCCUCCUCCUCUUCCGCUCACUCCGCCGAAUGGCCACAAACGCUGUCGUUUUAGGAGCAGCAUUUCUGCUUCUUCUCCUUCUCCCCUUCUCGAUCUGCGCAACCGUCAACCCGAUCUCCGAUUCUCACCGAUCCGCCGCAUCUACACUCUUCGAUCGAUCCUUUACCAGUGUAGAAGAUGCGUAUGAGGCAUUGAGAGUGUUUGAGAUUCUCGCGAUCGAUAACAAGAGGAGCACGGCUACUUGUCAAAAUGUGUUGGAUAAUCUGGGGUCAUCUACUCCUCUUAAGGAUUUGUUCUAUGCCUUGAAACUUAAUGGCAUAUUGAAAUGCGACGUUGAUGGGAAAGCUUUCAAGGAUGUUGCUUCAAAACUUAAAGCCACCGUCGCUGAUGCAAGUACUUUGCUUGACAUAUACUACUCCAUUGGAAGUUUGGUUCUUAUAAAGGAUCAGGAUUCUAAUGCUGAUGCAGUUCUUGCUGAUGCUGAUGGAGUUUUUCAGUCAAUCAAGGCUCUAAGCCAAAGUGAUGGAAGGUGGCGCUACAGUUCUGAUAACCCUGAGUCAAGUACCUAUGCUGCUGGAUUAGCACUUGAAGCUCUAGCUGGAGUGAUCUCACUAGCAUCUUCUGAAAUUGAUCAGAAUAAGGUCAGCAUAGUGAAAAAUGAUAUAGUGAAGCUUUUUGACAGCAUCGAGAAAUAUGAUGAUGGAACCUUUUAUUUUGAUGAGAAACUUAUUAGUGGACACGAGCAUUGGGGUUCUCUUUCCACAACUGCUUCAGUUGUUCGAGGGGUUACUGCAUUUGCUGCUGUAACUUCUGGAAAAAUAAAUCUUUCGGGGGAUAAAAUAUUGGGUUUAGCAAAAUUUUUCCUGGGCAUUGGAAUCCCAGGAGAUGCUAAGGACUUCUUCAAUCAAGUUGAAUCAUUAGCUUUUCUAGAGAGCAACAGGAUUUCCAUCCCAUUGAUAUUGUCACUUCCUGAAACAGUUUAUUCAUUGACCAACAAAGGCCAAGUUAAGGUUAGGGUAAAUACGGUGCUUGGUUCAGUUGCACCCCCUCUGACAGUUAAACUUGUCCAAGCUUUUAGCACUGGUGCAAAAGAUUCAGCUAUAAUUGACAACAAGGAGCUCCAGUAUAACAAGAAAAGUGGAUUUUAUUUCUUGGAUGCUCUGCCUAAGAAUGUGGAUGUCGGGACUUACGUGUUUGUUUUUGAGAUUGUGACUCAUGAUUCUGACAGUGAAAAAGUUUAUGCUACUGGAGGCCAAAUCCAUGUUCCAAUAUAUAUCACUGGAAGUAUUAAAAUUAGCAAUGCAGAAAUUGCAAUUCUGGACAGUGAUCUUGGAAGUGUUGAAACCCAUAAAACGCUAGAUUUGACUGGAAAUGAUGCUGUUUCACUCUCAGCUAACCACCUGCAGAAGCUGAGGUUUUCUUUCCAAUUGGAAACUCCUCAUGGUCACAUUUUUAAGCCUCAUCAGGCAUUUUUAAAGUUGAGACAUGAGACAAUGAUUGAACACAUCUUUUUGGUUGGAAAUAGCGGCAAGAAGUUUGAGAUUAUUCUUGAUUUUCUUGGCUUGGUGGAGAAGCUUUUCUAUCUCUCAGGCAAAUAUGACAUUGAGCUGACUGUUGGUGAUACUGUCAUGGAGAACUCUUUCUUACGGCUACUUGGGCAUGUUGAAUUGGAUUUUCCAGAAGCACCUGAGAAAGCAGCACGUCCUCCUACACCACCUGUUGAUCCUUACUCAAGAUAUGGGCCUAAAGCUGAGAUUAACCACAUCUUCAGGGUUCCUGAAAAGCGACCAGCCCAAGAACUCUCUCUUGCUUUCUUGGGGUUGAUCCUUUUGCCAUUCAUUGGCUUUUUGGUUGGGCUAUUACGUUUGGGGGUGAACCUAAAGAAUUUCCCCAGUUCAACAGUACCUGCUACAUUUGCCAUCCUAUUCCAUGGCGGUAUUGCUGCAGUUCUGUUGCUUUAUGUACUUUUCUGGUUAAAGCUGGACCUGUUCACUACACUCAAAGCCCUCGGUUUUUUGGGAGCUUUCUUGUUGUUUGUCGGACACAGGAUUCUUUCCCAUCUUGCUCAUACAUCAGCCAAGUUAAAGUCUGCAUGAACGAAAAACGGUCUAUUUAUAAAGAGAUGACAAGGGAAUUUGAUUUGUUCCUUUAAUGGAAUGGUACUAAUCCAAUUUUGUAGGACCUUUGUUGUAUUAUCUAAUGACAAAUUUAGAACUAAAUUUUAUCCUUUAGCACGGAGCUCAGUUAUAUCAUAAGAGAAAAGCUUUAACUUGAUCUUGGUUUAUUCUGAAUGAAAGCCGUUGUCAAUUGGAUCUGUUUUUACUCAA
This is a messenger RNA of Lotus japonicus, 2457 nucleotides long. Its product is annotated as dolichyl-diphosphooligosaccharide--protein glycosyltransferase subunit 2. Gene Ontology annotation, biological process: protein N-linked glycosylation. The transcript has 20 exons. Lineage: Eukaryota; Viridiplantae; Streptophyta; Magnoliopsida; Fabales; Fabaceae. Gene Ontology annotation, cellular component: membrane; oligosaccharyltransferase complex. The coding region runs from base 160 to 2226 and encodes 688 amino acids. The record is from RefSeq and is a predicted model, not a curated record.